UAUUAUAUCGAGCCGCCAUACGAAUACAUAUACACACACACGCCGAGGAGAAAGACUCCUUUUUUCAUUCUGCACUCGGGGGGCCUUAUAAAACAUACACAUAGUCGUAGCUUCGUGAUCGUCGCGUUACCAAUAGGCACAUUAUAUAGAAAACACACCCAAUGAUCGAGCCGUGGGCGCCGCUCCAACUCCUCGUUGCUGCACCACUUCUCUGUGUAGUUACAUAGCUGUGCGCUGCCUCUCUGUGCGUGUGUGUCAGUAUUAUUAUACACGUAUAUAAAAUAAUCGCGCGGUGCUCCGCUCGUGCAGGUAUAUUAUAACAUGGUGCGAGUAUAGGAGUUUUGAGAGCAGAGUGUGUGUUGUACGUGCCGUAAUAAGCGCGCGAGCGCGACUAGGCUGUUUCUUCGUUUCUUUUUUUUUUUGGUUUGGUUUGGUUUGCAUUGCAUCGAAGAAACAAGGAGACCCACGACGAACCGUGUCCAAUGAGUGCUCGAUAAAAACUCGCGACGCUGAAAAGUUUUUUGGCCAGAAACUGUGCGCGCGUGUUUGUGUGCCUUUUGGUUGUUGUCAACAAAAAAAAACCCGCGCUGCAAGUACAGUAGCAGUGUGCUGCAGUCAACAACAUGCCGCCCAAGAGAAGAUCCGACAAGGAUCAUCAGCUGCAGCAGCAGCAGCAGCAGCAGCAGCAGCAGCAGCAACAACAGCCACAGUCCCAACAGCAAGAAGUCGGAGUAGCAGCCACAACGGCGACGGCGUCCUCGGCUGGCAGUACCAACGGCAACAGCAACAAUCCGAGAUCCGCUUUCGCCGAUCACGAGCUGUUCCUUCAGGCGUUCGAGAAACCGACGCAAAUCUAUCGAUACCUACGUACCCGCAAUCAAGUAUCGCCGAUAUUCCUGCACAGAAAUCUCAGCUACAUGAUGGACUGGCGAAUGAAGCGCAGCAACAGGACGAGGCGCAACUUUCGCGUCAACUCGAUUCUCGAUCGGCAGCUGGCCAAGAUCGACAAGAACGUCGCGGGCAACGGGCGCAUGACCAUCACCUUCGCCGGCGUCUUUCAUCCGUCGCUGAGCGACACCCAGGAUCCCGUCACGGUCGAGACGUAUCUCGUCAAGAUCUGCCACAAGAAGCGCAAAGACGUGAGCACGCCGAUCAUGCAGGUCUCCGUGGGUAGCGCCAAGAUCCCCGUGAAUCCGACGACGCAGUCCACCAACGGCGUCGGUGGUGCGACGACGACGACGACGACGAGCUCGUCCCCGGCGACGACCAUACACGUGCCCAAGGAGUCGUUCAACCUCGGCGGUACCUCCAAGACAUACAUGCUACUGAUGACGGUUCAGUUCCCGAGCUCGAGCUCGCCCACCAUGAACGGCGACAGCGACGAUGAACCGGCCGCCAAGCGCUGCAAACUGUCCAACGGUACGGCCAGCGGCAAAGAGCCGGAGACGCGAAUCUACAGCUCCGAGCUCACCGUCUACGACAAGCACAACAAAUGCCAGCUGACGGAGGGCGAGUACGCCCUGAGCCUGACCGAGAUACAGGGUGCUGCGCGUGGCAGCCCCAAGAAGCAUCUGUCCUGGGAGACGCUGACGCAGGAGGCCAAACGCGACUGUCCGCCCGUCGACGAUUUCGAGCAGCAGCUGUUGCUCAAGUUCAAGCUGAGCUGGACCAGAGAGCUGGGCAACGCAGCGCAGAACGGAUUCGUCGACAGGAGCGCGAGCAACGGUCUGCAGUCGGCGGCCACCGCUGCCGGCGACAACAAAGAGAACAGGCCUGGAAACAAUGGCCUCAUUCACAACAACAACACGUCCACGAACAACGCCAAUAACUCGUCGCUAAACUCAUCUAGUCUGUUAGGAACUCCGAAGGUUACCCUGGCGAACGGAGAAUUGGCCGAGGCGUCCAAGCGACACCAGAUCGUUUAUCAAUUCCUGUACAACAACAACAGUCGACAGCAGACCGAAGCCUGCGAGGAUUUUCAGUGUCCCUGGUGCUCGCUCGAGUGCGGCAAGCUCUACUCGCUGCUGAAGCACUUGAAGCUCUGCCACUCGCGAUUCAUCUUCACUUACGCCCCCAUACCCCAAGGUGCCAGGAUAGACGUUGCCAUAAAUCACUAUUACGACGGCUCGUACUCGGGCAGUCCGCACACGCUCAUCCAGCAGCCGAGCACCUCGAAAAACGCGAAAACCGGCCCGGCCAGGCGCACGAGCGUCUCGAACAUUUUAGUCUGCAGGCCAAAGAGACCGAAACCGAGUCUGUCGGAAUUUUUGGAGCCCGACGAGAACGAGCUCGAGAGUUCGAGGCCUUACAUAACUGGGCACAAUAGGCUGUAUCACCACACGGUCACCUGCUUACCGAUCUAUCCCAAGGAAUUGGACGUGGACUCGGAGGGCGAGAACGAUCCCAAAUGGUUGCAAACCAAGACGAUGAUGAUGAUCGACGAUUUCACCGACGUGAACGAGGGCGAGAAGGAGCUGAUGAAGAUGUGGAAUCUUCAUGUUAUGAAGCACGGUUACGUGGGUGACUGUCAAAUACCCUUGGCCUGUCAGAUGUUCGUCGAGCAACGCGGCAAAGAAUUGCUCAUGAAGAAUCUCUAUCGAAACUUCAUUCUGCACAUGAGCAAUCUUUUCGAUUUCAGCCUGAUUAGCCCGCCGGUGCUAUUUCAGACGAUACAAAAGCUCCAGGACAUCAUGCAGGCCGAGGGCGCGAACAGCGAGGCUCGCAAGGUCCUGCAAAAGGCCCACGCCGACCAGGUCGAGUGGUGGAGCGCCAACGGCUCGCAGAAUUUCAGCGAGCCCGUCAAGACUGCGAAUAGCGUUCAAGCGAGCAAAGUCCAUUUCAACAAUCAGGACACGCAUCGUCGCAAGACGACGACCCUGCCGAUGAGCUCGCCCCCGGGCAAUGCGCAUCUGCACGCCAAGCACCCGAGCAUGAUGUCGAGCGGCACCAAUGCCCUCGGCAACUUGCACUCGCCGAAAGACGCGGCUGCCCCCGCCGUAGCCGCGUCCGUCAAUGGCGUCGACGCAGCCUCCUCCUCGCAGCAGAUCCGACGCAAGAGCGCCGCGAUCGAUCAUCAGCAGGACGGUAGUAGUGGCGCUUCUGGUAAUAAUGCCAAAGCGUCGGCGACGACGACGACGACGACAACGUCCACCACGGGGAUGCAACGACGCAAGUCGUCCGUGGGGGGAAACGAAAGCGAGUAUCACAGGCGUAAACUGGUACUCGAUCCCGUGCCCAAUGGCACGACCGCGACUAAGACUGUGCAAAACGGCUCGUUUUAAUGAUAAUAACAAAAAGAAAGAAAGAAAGAAAGAAAUCAACGCCGUCGCUACUAGGAAUAAAAUGUAUAUUACGAUUAUAUUAUUAUAAUGGAUGUUGAAAAGUUUGACUUUUAAUGUUGUUUCGCGUGAAUGGAUUCAUGCUUCGCUCGUUUUGUAUUUUUAUUGACAAAAUAACAUUGUGGUAUAAAUGAAAUAAAGAGACGUCCACAUAGAAAUGGCAUGAUCCUCGGCGGUGGUUCAAUUUUGAAUGAAUUUGUUGAACGUUUGUUUAUCAUAAAUUUACAAAUCAACAUUUGUACAGUAUUUGUUGGAAUUAUCAUAUUACUUGAGUUUAAAACAUUUUCUAUUUUAUCGAUCAGGUCAAGUAGAAUAAUUGUCGAAAGUUAUCGAUCCCAUUUUCGUUAAGACAAUUGUUUUAAAAGGACUUGAUAUCUAGUAGAAUUGCAAAGAACUAUUAAUUUUUUUUCAAAUGAAACAAAGAGAUCAUGAAAAAUUAGACGCAAUUUUUAUUAAGUUUUUCAAUUUUGUAUAACUUAUUAAGUUUAGGUAUUAUUUCUUCUUCAUGAACUUCGAAUGAACUAAUAUCGUUCAUUUUUUGCUUUCAAUAGCGAAAUUAACAAAUAAUGUAAUUAAUUACGAUUUACGUUUGAAUUAUUUUCCUUUGAUCAUAAAUUCAUGCAUUUUUACUGAAUAACGAUUCGCUUUCAUAACGCUUCAA
Trichogramma pretiosum is the source of this 3999-nucleotide messenger RNA. It is a transcript of the gene Su(z)12, whose product is annotated as polycomb protein suz12-A-like. Gene Ontology annotation, cellular component: ESC/E(Z) complex; nucleus. Gene Ontology annotation, molecular function: chromatin DNA binding. The transcript is spliced from 8 exons. The coding region runs from base 624 to 3281 and encodes 885 amino acids. The record is from RefSeq and is a predicted model, not a curated record. Lineage: Eukaryota; Metazoa; Arthropoda; Insecta; Hymenoptera; Trichogrammatidae.